GCAGCCGUAAUGGUGUUCCGGGUUCAUGAAGGAGAGAGCCGAAGAAGUUACAGAAACCAUGGUGGAUCCUUGUUCUAAAUAUGGUUCGACUGUCGACGGAGGCAAUGCUUCAAGGCCAGGCUUCCCGGCCUACUUGCCUUCUCAAGGACCCUUGUUAGCAUCUCAUUUUGGUCCAAGCUCUGCUGAUAUGCAGGGUGCUUCUUCUGGUGUUCUAAAUGAAGAUAUUAGAACUUUGCCUACAGUUAACUCCGUAACUAUAAUAUUGGUUAUUUUGGUAACUAACUUUCACUUUGUAAGAGGGUAUUCUCCUUUUGAACAUAAAUGGCAGCCUGGGGGAUAUGGUUUGGGUAGUAUUCCAAGUUCUGGAGGCCAUCCUGAACCUAGUCUUGCUGGUGUAUCAGCUGCAGCUAGUAUAAGAAGUUAUUCUCCUCUAGAAGAUACAAAUUUAGUAGGGCGUAGAAAAGAUGCUUCAGCAGGCAUCAAUCCAGUUCUUCCUGACAUAACUAAUGAAAGGUCUAGCUCUGUGAAAAAUGUUGAUGGUCCCUUGGCUGCUGGUGGACAAUCAAAUACUCUCUUUGUUGAUGGGCUUCCAACAGACUGGACCAGAAGAGAAGUUGGUAAGUGGAGAUAGAGCUAUGGUUUUCUGCUUUGUGGAAUUCAUUGACUGCCAUGGAUGCUCUUCAAGGUAAAGUAUUCACAAAUUUAUGUUAAUUUUUGCACUAUUGUACUUAUGUUUAUGUUAAAUUUGCAGUUGAAAUUAUUACUUUUAUCAUCUGACCAGAAUAUGGUAAUUGCUUUUAUUAGUUUGAAAAUUUUGUUAAGGAUAAUUUUAGCGUGAAAAUAGGAAAGCAAUGUGAUAAAGUCCAGCAUACACGCUGUCAAGCUGAUCUAUCAGAAGAGCAGCUUUCAUUGGUUGGUGAUACUGGCCUUUUUGUGGGAUAUAAAUUUGAUGAUAAGAAACCUGAGUCCACUGUCUUGAGGAUCCAAGUUGCACAUUUCCCUCUCCGUCUAGGGUCUCAUCUUGAGGACCAACAGGUUUGUGUUCCCACACUGACCAAAGAUACAUGGUUAGGAUGAUCAUUAACCUGAUUCGCCCUGGAUACAUUGUACCACGCAUCCAUACCCAUCUUGAGUAAUGUAAAUCUGUUCCCAACUGCCUGUGGAAAUCAUUGUGGACAAGAGCAGGGCAGAAAGAAAUUCUAGCCCGUCUCCAAACAUGGCUGCAUGGAAAUGAAUAUCAGUAUGGUUCUUUCAUCCUCAAUAACAAAUUCAUUUGUAA
Messenger RNA from Rubroshorea leprosula, 1279 nucleotides. The record is from the annotation of a GenBank genome assembly. Lineage: Eukaryota; Viridiplantae; Streptophyta; Magnoliopsida; Malvales; Dipterocarpaceae.